Messenger RNA from Arabidopsis arenosa, 1450 nucleotides. The record is from the annotation of a GenBank genome assembly. NCBI's taxonomy places the organism in Eukaryota, Viridiplantae, Streptophyta, Magnoliopsida, Brassicales, Brassicaceae.
AGAAAAGAAAAGCUUUUUGUUCCACCCAUGAUGGAUUGGGCAAAACUCCCAAAGGAUCUCUUAGACCUGAUCUCCAAAUGUCUAGAUUCUUCCUUUGAUCUCAUCCAGUUCCGUUCUGUAUGUUCUUCAUGGCGAUCCGCCGCGGGGCCAAAGCGCCUUCUCUGGGCACAUAACCUCCCGUUCUUCCCCUCCGUUGACAAACCCUUUCUCUCCAAUGUAAUCCUCCGCGUCGCGCACGGGAGUAUUUUACUUAUCAAACCUCAUGAACCGCGAUGCGAGGCAGAUCUGUUUGGAUGGAUUGUCAAGGUCUGGGAUAACAUAUGUAUCUCGGUUCGUGAAUUGUGUCGGGAAGUCAAGCUCUAUCAUCCUGAUUACAACUGUGACCCUGGACACCCACCUUUAGAGUUGGAGUUGGGGAAAACUGUUGUCAAGUACCUGGAGGAUGACAAAUUCGUGUUGCUUACGAUUCUUGAAUAUGAAAAGUUAGCUGUGUUUAGGUCUUGGGAUCGAGCAUGGACUGUGAUCAAUGAUUACAUGCCUUUCCGUUGUCAAGAUUUAAUAAUGUUUGAUGGACGUCUCUUUGCUAUCGACUACAAUGGGACAACUGUAGUUGUUGAUUACUCUUCUUUCAAAUUGACAUUGGCCGCUAAUCCUUUGAUUGGCGGCGGUGACAAGAAGUUUUUGAUUGAAUCUUGUGAUGAAAUGUUUCUGGUGGAUAUAGAGUUUUGCAGAAACAGACCGAAUGAGGAUCCAGAAAUCACCGGGGGUUUCUAUUCAUAUUUUUAUGAGACCACAGUCAAUUACAAAUUUAAAUUCUUUAAAUUAGUGGAAAGAGAGAAGAGAUGGGUUGAGGUGGAGGAUCUUGGGGAUAAGAUGUUUUUCCUUGGUGAUGACUCCACAUUUUCCGCUUCAGCUGCUGAUAUUAUACCUCUCUGUGCGGGAACUGGAAGCUCCGUGUUCUUCUACACGCAUGAGGAAUCCUUGUUCGUGAUGGAUGAUCGAAACUUGGGAGUGUUUGAUUUCAGGAGUGGGAAAAUAGAGCUGGUAAACAAACUCCCUGAAUAUGCCAAGUUGUUUUGGCCUCCACCUCCCUGGAUUACUACUUCUCAUGAGGUCAGUAGUUUCCAAUCUCUCAACCACCCGUGUGGUUGUUACAAGAACCUUGACUCUUCUUAUCUUUAUGUCCAAGGUAUCUGUUACCGGGGAGAAGAGCUAAGCAAUGUCUCAUGGACUUACAGUACCAAAAUGGUUGUUCGGUGCAAGGCCGGAGCAGUGCCUCUGAUGAAGCAAGGCCAAGCCCAUUGCUGAACUUGUUUCUCUGCUCAAUAAACAAGAAAGAUAUGUUGAUUCAGAAACGCUACUUUCUACUGCAGUUUCGAGGCUGAAGUCAAAUGAAAGAGACUUUGCUCUUUUCCUCUGCAAUUUGGUUGAAUCAAAUUCUAAACAAGGA